AGUCGAAGAAGAAGCUCACAGCAGUCUGCUCAAGCGUUUGAAAGGAACAAGCCAACUAAAAGAAGCAAGAACGCAAUGUCUCGCAUCAGGAACAGGCGCGGCUCGGAGGAGAGCCUGGCGUCGGCCGACGACUCCAUCGACGAGACGCGCAGCGUGAUGUCCUUCAUCCUGUCGCGGCUGCCCGAACACGCCUCCGUCCCGGGGAUCGCUGCCGCCGGCGCUGCGACAGCGCUCAGCUCUGGCGGGAUUCCGUCGCCGCUGGCGGAUGGUUCCAACGGAGACGGCAACACGCUGUCCCUGCCUGCCACGUACCCCGUGGAGGUGCGCAAGCUUCAGAUCCCGUGGGCCGCCGUGGCUGCCCGCCUCCCGCUUAUGCUCAAGAUCCUGGUACUGGUCGCCGCGCAUGCGCUCCUGAUAUUCGCGUUCCUGGAAACCGGAUGGGACCGCAAGGCGCCGUGGUGCCAGGGCUCGGGCUUUUUGCUCCUGCUGCUGCUGUUCCUGGACAUAUGGCUGUGGUUCAGGCUCUUCUUAUACUUGGUACCCCGCAAAAAGAUGGCCGCCAUUAAUGAAAGCGCCAAGAAACGGACGUUGUGGCUCAGCGAUUGCAAAUGGAUAGCCAGGGCUACCUGGGUCGUGGUGUGGGUCUCCGUGCUUCUGUUUGUCGCCAUCGACUCGCGACUGCACCGGCCCCGCGUAAAGGCCAGUUUCGGAAUGCUUCUUCUGGUCGGCUUCGGAUACGUCUUCUCCAAGAACCGCAGCAAGAUUAAGUGGCGCCCCGUGCUGAGCGGCUUCCUGCUCCAGUUUGUGCUGGGCCUGCUUCUGCUGCGCUGGAAGAUUGGCCGACGCGCCUUGCUCUGCCUCGCCGACAAGAUCAACGCGGUUAUCGCGUUCGCCAGCCACGGGGCGCGCUUCGUGUUCGGCUACCUGGCCACGGGGCAGCUGGACGGGGACGGUCUGCCACAGCAGAAGCCCGUGCUUGCGCUCAGUGUGCUGUCGGCCGCGGUGUUUUUUGGCAUGGUAGUGUCACUGCUGUGUCACUACGGGCUGCUGCAGUGCCUCGCACUCAAAGUGGGCCGCCUCAUGGCCUUCGUGCUGGGCACUACCACUUGCGAGUCCUACUGUGCAGCCAGCAACGUGUUCCUCGGCAUGGCUGACUCGGUGCUGCUGAUAAAGCCGUGCCUGACGCAGCUGACCAUGUCCGAAAUCCACUGCGUCAUGACUUGCGGCUUCGCCACCAUAUCGGGAAGCCUCUUCGCCGUCUUCACGACCUUCGGCGUCAAGGCUGAGGACAUGAUCGCCGCUUCCCUGAUGUCGGCACCGGCGGCGCUUGGAUUUGCCAAGCUUUUCUACCCAGAGACAGAGGAGAGCCGCACCGGCCUUGAGAAGAUCAGCGACCCCCGUAAAAGCCGUCCGGGCUGCACCCUGCUGGAGUCCGUGGCGUACGGCCUAUCGGCGCAGCUGCGGGUGGCGGCACACGUAGUGGCCUCGCUGAUGGGAUUUCUGUCCUUCAUGGCGCUGAUCGACUCCCUGCUCGCCUCCCUCGGCUCCCUCGUAGGAUGGCAGUUCGUCACGCUCAACUGGUUGUUGGGCCGGCUGUUCGUGCCGCUGGCGCUCGCCAUGGGCGUCGGGCUUCACGAGUGUUCGCGGGUCGCCUCCCUGCUUGGUCUGAAGGCCGCUCUGAACGAGGUCGUGGCCUACAGUAAGAUGUGCGAGCUGGCACGAGACGGCCAGCUAUCCCUGCGCUCCCAGAUGCUGUGCGCGCACGCGCUGUGCGGCUUCUCGAACCUCGGUGCCCUGGGCGUACAGCUGGGCGCAUACGCCGUCCUGGCCCCGGAGCGCCUCUCCGACUGCUCGCGCGUAGCUGGACGCGCGCUGAUCGCCGGGUCGCUGGCGUGCUUCAUGACCGCCUGCACUGCCGGAGCGCUGACGGAUACUGCAGCCUACGAUGUCCCAACGGCCUUCAAUAGCUACGACUUUCUUUAGAAGGCAGCAAUAAAAAACUGAGCAGGAUAUAUUUCUGCCACAUCAAGGAA
This is a messenger RNA of Rhipicephalus sanguineus (brown dog tick), 2033 nucleotides long. RefSeq lists its product as uncharacterized. The transcript has 11 exons. The record is from RefSeq and is a predicted model, not a curated record. Gene Ontology annotation, biological process: nucleoside transmembrane transport. Bases 76 to 1983 code for a protein of 635 amino acids. Lineage: Eukaryota; Metazoa; Arthropoda; Arachnida; Ixodida; Ixodidae. Gene Ontology annotation, molecular function: nucleoside:sodium symporter activity. Gene Ontology annotation, cellular component: membrane.